Molecule: messenger RNA, 4093 nt
Organism: Protobothrops mucrosquamatus (brown spotted pit viper)
Lineage: Eukaryota; Metazoa; Chordata; Lepidosauria; Squamata; Viperidae
Product: merlin
Exons: 18
Coding region: 78-2009 (643 amino acids)
Biological process (GO): regulation of gliogenesis; positive regulation of early endosome to late endosome transport; regulation of cell shape
Cellular component (GO): cytoskeleton; plasma membrane; filopodium
Molecular function (GO): actin binding; cell adhesion molecule binding
Source: RefSeq, a predicted model, not a curated record
CUCCUCCUGUUUUGCCCACAGCAGUAACGCUUAGAGACCAUUUCUUCCGUUGUGCAGCUGCAGGCAGUCUUAAAAAUAUGUCUAUCACGGGGCUAAAGAAGAAGCAGCCCAAAAUGUUUAAAGUGAAAGUUUCAACAAUGGAAGCUGAAAUGGAGUUCAGCUGUGAGAUGAAAUGGAAAGGAAAAGACCUGUUUGACCAGGUGUGUCGUGCAUUGGGGCUGCGAGAAUCCUGGUACUUUGGUCUCUGGUACUCCGUCAAAGGAAUGGGCAUUUGGUUGAAGAUGGAUAAAAAGGUUUUAGAUCAGGAUAUUCCCAAAGAAGAUCCAGUGAACUUUUGUUUUUUAGUGAAGUUUUACCCUGAGAAAGUUGAAGAGGAGCUUCUGCAAGAGAUCACCCAACACCUCUUCUUUCUGCAGGUUAAGAAACAAAUAUUGGAUGAAGAAAUUUACUGUUCUCCUGAGGCUACAAUUUUAUUGGCAUCUUAUGCAGUCCAGGCUAAGUAUGGUGACUAUGACCCGAAUAUGUACAAACCAGGUUUCUUAGCUCCAGAAGAGCUUUUGCCAAAAAGAGUUCUCCGUCAAUAUCAGAUGACACCUGACAUGUGGGAAGAAAGGAUUACUGCCUGUUAUGCUGGACAUCAGGGAAUGGCCAGAUACGAAGCCGAGAUGAACUAUCUUAAAAUAGCACAAGACUUGGAGAUGUAUGGGGUUAAUUAUUUUCCAAUUGCUCAAAAGAAGAAUCAUACAGACUUCCUGCUUGGGGUAGAUGCCAAAGGGAUUCAUGUCUACAGCAUCAAUAACCGGUUCUCUCCAAAUAAGUCUUUUGAGUGGAGCAGCAUCCAAAACAUUUCUUAUUCUGACAAAGAGCUUACAAUUAAGCCUAUUGACAAGAAAGCUGAGGUUUUCAAGUUCUUCUCCUCACAACCUAAAGUCAAUAAACUGAUCAUGCAACUCUUCAUUGGAAACCACGACUUGUUCAUGAGAAGGAGGCGAGUGGAUCCCAUUGAGAUCCAGCAGAUGAAAGCUCAAGCCAGAGAGGAGAAAGCAAGAAAGAAGAUGGAGCAUCAGAGGCUGGCCAGGGAGAAGCAGCUGCGGGAGGAAGCCGAGCGAGCCAAAGAAGAACUGGAACGACGCCUCUUUGAGGUGGAAGAUGAAGCUCGGCAAGCUAAUGAGGCUCUGCACCGUUCAGAGGCAGCAGCAGAGUUAUUGGCUGAGAAAGCUCAGAUAGCCGAGGAGGAAGCCAAGCUGUUGGCUCAGAACGCUGCCGAAGCAGAGCAGGAGCGCCAUCGAUUAGAGUUGGCGGCCUUGAAAACCAGCGAGGAGAAGCGACUGAUGGAGCACAAGAUAAGGGAGGCCGAGCUGAUUGCCAUGAAGCUGGUGAAGGAAUCCGAUCGAAGGAUCAAAGAAGCUGAACAUUUAAAACAGGACCUACAGGAAGCCAGAGAAGCUGAAGAGAAAGUAAAGCAAAAGCUUCAAGAUGUCAGCAAAUUUAACUCUCCUCCUCAUACUGUCAAGUGUACUUCCUCUCCGCCUGCUGACACAAGGGAUACCAGUGGUGACAAAGGAUUUGUAAAGAUGGAUUUAAGAGACAUUGAUUUGAAGAGGCUUUCCUUGGAGAUAGAGAGAGAGAGGUUAGACUACUUAGAUAAGAGUAGAAAGUUUGAAGAUCGGCUAAAAGAACUCAAGACUGAAAUCCAUGCUCUCAAACUGGAAGAGAAACAUGCCGGGUUUCUUUCUCAUUGGAACAUAAUCCUUGACUCUUUGGACCAUUCAUCAGAGAAGGCAUACAAGGCUCCUGUUUGGAUGAAAACCCUUGAAGGAGACCUGUUUAAUAAUCUGCAACAGUCCUUUUCACCAUCAUGCCUGCUAAACGUGAUUGAGAAUACCAUGCCCAGUGCAGCAACAGAAAACUCUUUUCCAACCCAUCCCCUGGUUAUCAAUAACGUGGGAACAGGACACCAAAAGCACAUUAAGGUGCAACAACACAAAACAGAUGUGAUCUAUAUCUGAAGCACUUUAAACAGAAUGAUCAGUUAUCCGACUCAAGUUAUCCAUCCAAAGAUUUCUAGACUACUUUCAUAUUCUGGAAAAAAUGCAGCUCCUGCUUAAAGCAUAAGAAUGGAAACAUUCCUUUUUGAUUUCUAGGAACUGGUGCUCAUAUUCUGAUAUAGAAAUAGGCAAUACUAGCCAACCAGAGAUCUAAGUCUGCAAGUCUAAUACAUCUUGCUAUAUUUAAUAUAUUGUCUUGAAAGUAAUUGAACAUUUCUAUUGGGUUACCUGAAGAUUUGUCAUGCCAAUGUAAGUUUGUAAGAAGAAUCUUAAGAAAUUCAAACAGAUCUAGUCUGUCUGUUCCCAAAAUCAGCAAUUCUAUUAAGUUACUUGGGAGUUAAGAACUAAGUUGUAUAUUCAUUUAAGAAUUAUAAACAAGUUGAUGUUAAAUUUCAUUAAAAGCAAUGGGAUAUCACAAUUAACUAGAUUAAGGGCCUGUACAUUUAGGAUUUUUCAUAAAAGUGAAAAUGUAAAUUUAUGACUGUGAAUAUUUUUAUUUUUGUAAAGUGUUCUACAACUAUUAUUUUCAUGUUUUUCUAUGAUUAAAGGACAAAUUUUAAAUGCCCAAAUCUGUUUAUUAAAAUAGAAUCAGUGGGCAUGCUAUAUAUGUCCUUAAGCUAAAACUGUUUGUGCUUGUUUCACAAAAUUCUUUUGCUGAAAAUUCACAUACUGUAUGCUCAAAUGUAAACAUAUUUAUUGUUCUGGCAUAUAAAGAACUGCAGCCAGUUUUAAUUAUUACAACAGGAGUUCCUUCUGAGAAAACAAACUUAGGACUGGGCUGUUAUUUAACUUGUAACUCAUCCUAUGAUGAAUGAGGCUCUAUUUUUAUUUUUAUUUUUUUACAAAAAAAAUGAGUUUGGAAUAAGAAAUAAGUAACGGUAACAAUAAGUUUAUUUUAAUGUCAGUAUCUAAAUAAAAAGUCUGUUUUAUGUUUCUUAAAAUUCAAAGCAACAUAAUCUUUCAUCAAAAAUUUUAUUCUCUUCCUGUGAGAAGAUGGCAGGAAAAUAAGCCAAUUAAUAAGGCUAGAAAUAGGUUUAGUUUCCCUUACAAGCCAGCCUAAACAAAAGACUGCUGUUGAAGCUUUCUUGGCACUGGUGUUCUUCAAUUAUUUGAUUCCAGUUGACAUGUCAACUGGCUGUUUCCGAUCAUAGCUUGCUCGUGGUUUUUUUCUUACAGCAGCCAUGCUUUCUUGCAAUAUUACACACAUAAAAGCUUCAAAUGGCUAGACAGAAAACAAGUCAUUUAACAUUCAACAGAGCUGCCAUUUCUACUAUGUAAGUUUGUAGUACCUGACCCAGGAGAAUAAAGCCAACUUCUAAACAGAAUGCAUUUGGUACAUGCUUUGUGAGCUGACUCAUUGAAAUAACACUUGGCCUUCACUUUUUCAGUUCAUCCUCUGCUCCUAGGUUAGGUGAGAGGAGGGUUAUCUUACUGGGAGGAUAUUAGCAGCUGUCAAGCAACCUUAUAUCAUUUUAUCCCAAUACUCAGAAUUAUAGCAUUGUGGUUAUCUGUGGUUAUCUUUAGUGUCACUUACAAAAAAAGUGAUACUGGAAGUCAAUUUCUGAAUUGUGGAGGUAAUGUGGGAAUAAUAACAGUGAUGACACUGGAAAACAUUGUUGCCUAAAUUAGUUUUUUAAAAGGGAAAACAUUUGUCCCUAUUGCUUAGUUGCUCAUAUUCUACUUAAUGAAGUUAAAAGCCAGUUGCAGAACUGAAAAGCCAGUUGCAGAACUGAGUUAGGGCCUACAAUGAGGACUAAAAAUCAACCUGAAGAGUCUCUCUGAAUUGGUAGAUAGCUUCUCCCAGCAUAUAUAGAUAGACUUGACCAUGCUGGCUAUUAAAUUCUAGGAAAUGCAGAUACUUGAAGGGCACUCAGACGGAAAAAAAUAGAGUAAAAUAUAUGGAUGAAACAGUAAGGCUUCCAUGAAUUUGAGCCAAUAUACUUGAUGGGGAGUCAAAAAAUUAUGAGGUUCUGGAAGAGAACACAGUUCUUUGCUUCCCAGAUAGGAGAAAUACAACUCAAAGAUGAUCCUGCUAUAUAAUAAAA